Molecule: messenger RNA, 717 nt
Organism: Stylonychia lemnae
Lineage: Eukaryota; Ciliophora; Spirotrichea; Sporadotrichida; Oxytrichidae
Source: the annotation of a GenBank genome assembly
AUGACUGAAGUAAACAGCUACAGAAGCUAGUAACGAAUCCUUUAGCUAUUAAAAAUUAAUCCAUCUCUAUUAAGAUAGAGAGUGGUUAGCUAAUCUAUAUAGUAGCAACUCAAACCAUUAAUCUAAAACAAUUAACAAUAGGUUAUUAAACAAGAGCAAUAAGCCUCAUAAGUAGAGCUUAGAGAGAUAUAAAUUCAGACAGAUGAGCCUGAUUUAUCAAAUAAUAUAGAGAUAUAAUGUGAUGUCUUAAUUUAAGAUGAACUUCCUGAUUUGGACUAGUCCUAAUUCUAACUUGAAAUAGUUAAACAAGAAAAUGGUUCAGUUAUUUAGGAGCUAGAAAACUUAUAAAUACAAGAUUAAGAACCAGAUAGUCACGAUUAAGAACUCGAAAUUAGGAGCGAAGCUACCUCAUAAAUUAGCAGAAAAAGCAAAAAAAUUAAGAAAUAAUAAGGACAUACUAAAGAGGAGUUGAAGCAAUUUGCCAAGAGUCUUGCCGAAUCGCUCUAUGGUCACACUGAGAAGAAUAAAAAGAAGCUCAGAGAUGAUCUUAUGCCUUUAAUUAUGGAGAUAUUUGCAACUUAUGUUCCUGAGAAACCUGAAAAGUAAGCAAAGAAUAAUAAAAACAAAUAAGCUAAAGGCACAGCAUUCCAUCACUAUUAAAAGGAAAUAGUCGCCAUGAAAAGAAACCUUUGGAGAUAGCCCAAGUAAACAGAAUGA